Molecule: messenger RNA, 739 nt
Organism: Nycticebus coucang (slow loris)
Lineage: Eukaryota; Metazoa; Chordata; Mammalia; Primates; Lorisidae
Product: 39S ribosomal protein L3, mitochondrial-like
Exons: 2
Coding region: 1-708 (235 amino acids)
Biological process (GO): translation
Cellular component (GO): ribosome; mitochondrial large ribosomal subunit
Molecular function (GO): structural constituent of ribosome
Source: RefSeq, a predicted model, not a curated record
AUGGAGAGCGCAUCGGUGAACUGCCAGAGCGACGAUUCCCCAAGGGGUCCGGCGACCGCGUGGCGGUGGUGCGGGGACGCUGUGAAAGUAGAGCAGUGGGGCGCCCGGAGGUGUCGCGAGCCGAGCCCUCCCCAGCUAUUCCAUGCCAGAACAGACAUCUGGCUUUUUGUUAGAAGUCUCCAUGGCAAGAGUGCUACUUGGUGGGAUGAGCAUCUUUCUGAAGAAAAUGUCCCAUUUAUUAAGCAGUUGGUCUCUGAUGAAGAUAAAGCUCAGUUAGCAAGUAAACUGUGUCCUCUGAAAGAUGAACCGUGGCCUAUACAUCCUUGGGAACCAGGUUCCCGUAGAGUUGGCCUUAUUGCCUUGAAGCUGGGCAUGAUGCCUUUGUGGACCAAAGAUGGUCAAAAGCAUGUGGUCACGUUACUUCAGGUACAAGACUGUCAUGUCUUAAAAUAUACUUCGAAGGAAAACCAUAAUGGAAAAAUGGCAGCCCUACACGUAGGAGGAAAAACCGUAUCACGUUUCCAUAAAUCUCCAUCUAUUUUGGAAUUUUACAAAGAACUUGGAUUACCAGCAAAACAGAAAGUUAAAAUCUUUCAUGUAACAGAUAAUGCUGUAAUUAAGCCAGGCACUCCUCUUUAUGCUGCUCACUUUCGUCCAGGACAGUAUGUGGAUGUCACAGCCAAAACGUACUGGGGGAUGGUCUUAUGAUCAUAGUGACUGAGCCACAGCAGCUUCUAUU